Molecule: messenger RNA, 1783 nt
Organism: Impatiens glandulifera
Lineage: Eukaryota; Viridiplantae; Streptophyta; Magnoliopsida; Ericales; Balsaminaceae
Product: NADH-ubiquinone oxidoreductase chain 4
Exons: 2
Biological process (GO): ATP synthesis coupled electron transport; electron transport coupled proton transport; aerobic respiration
Molecular function (GO): ubiquinone binding; NADH dehydrogenase (ubiquinone) activity
Source: RefSeq, a predicted model, not a curated record
GAAGGGAGUGGCUACCUACUGGAGCUUCGACCAACCACCACCGGUCAAUUCUGCUUUGGGGCCAACCCUUACUCUACCAUUAUUAUAGGGGUAUGGGGCUCGAGACAAAGAAAGAUCAAGGCAGCAUAUCAGUUUUUCCUUUAUACUUUACUUGGAUCUGUUUUUAUGCUAUUAGCUAUUCUGUUGAUUCUUCUCCAAACAGGAACCACCGAUUUACAAAUAUUAUUAACCACAGAAUUUAGUGAGCGGCGCCAAAUCUUUCUAUGGAUUGCUUUUUUCGCCUCUUUCGCCGUCAAAGUGCCUAUGGUACCAGUUCAUAUUUGGUUACCCGAAGCUCAUGUAGAGGCACCUACGGCAGGAUCCGUCAUCUUGGCAGGAAUUCUUUUAAAAUUGGGAACCUACGGGUUUUUAAGAUUUUCAAUACCCAUCUUUCCCGAAGCGACACUUUGUUUCACUCCUUUCAUUUAUACUUUAAGCGCGAUUGCUAUAAUAUAUACUUCCUUGACUACUUUAAGACAGAUCGAUCUUAAGAAGAUCAUUGCUUACUCCUCAGUAGCUCAUAUGAAUCUGGUGACUAUUGGUAUGUUUAGUCUGAACAUACAGGGAAUUGGAGGUAGCAUUUUACUGAUGUUAAGUCAUGGACUGGUUUCUUCAGCCCUUUUUCUAUGUGUUGGUGUUCUAUAUGACCGACAUAAGACUCGACUUGUUAGAUAUUAUGGAGGUUUAGUGAGCACCAUGCCGAAUUUCUCUACCAUUUUCUUCUUUUUUACUUUGGCCAAUAUGAGUUUACCUGGUACUAGCAGCUUUAUUGGGGAAUUUCUUAUCUUAGUAGGAGCUUUCCAAAGAAAUAGCUUAGUAGCCACAUUAGCGGCGCUUGGGAUGAUUUUAGGCGCGGCCUAUUCCCUUUGGCUAUAUAAUCGUGUGGUUUCUGGGAAUUUAAAACCCGAUUUCCUCCAUAAAUUCUCCGAUCCAAAUGGCAGAGAAGUUUCCAUAUUUAUACCUUUUCUUGUUGGAGUUGUUCGGAUGGGUGUUUACCCCAAAGUGUUCCCGGACCGCAUGCAUACAUCCGUAAGUAACUUAGUGCAACAUGGCAAAUUUCAUUGAGAGGAAUCAGCAAAGAAAAGAAAAAGGGGUCAACAUCAACAUGUGUAUUUGAGAGAUUGUCCUCGGGGAGUGUCCACAUGAGUUCGUUGAGGUGUCUAUACAGGCCUGCAGUCUCCUUCUCAUGUACAAAUCUACUCGUAGCAUAGACUUGAUCGAUCACCACAUUUCUAUCCAUUAAGUAGGUUUUUCUUUCCUUUGCAAUCAUUCAAUUAGAAAUCCGAGAAAACCCCCAUCUUUCUCUCCUUUAGUUAAGGGGGGGCGGUAGGACGGGCUGAACACAACCUUGCCCUGUCUUCACACUCGUUAAUUUGUUUAUUCAUGAAUCGUAUGGAUUGAAACGUCUGCCUUACCAAUUCAGUGGAUGCUCGGAUUUUCUCAUUCAAGGGCUCCUCUCCUUCUUUUAGUCAAUAGGGCGAGCUUGAGCCUUUAAAGCUUUCCCUCCUUUAGUCAAUAGGGCGAGCUUCAGACCUUCACCUUUUAGUCGUUUCGUUCUUCACCCGAAGGAAAAAGUUCUGAACACUUCGUUCGAGCCUCUUUCCGAACCUCCCACUGCUUAUGGACCCGAACCUGGGUGAUCUAUCCAUGACCAGGAUGAAGCUUGGGUGAAACUAAGUGGAGGUCCGAACCGACUGAUGUUGAAGAAUCAGCGGAUGAGUUGUGGUUAGGGGUGAAAUGCCAC